This is a messenger RNA of Brenthis ino (lesser marbled fritillary), 1113 nucleotides long. NCBI's taxonomy places the organism in Eukaryota, Metazoa, Arthropoda, Insecta, Lepidoptera, Nymphalidae. The record is from the annotation of a GenBank genome assembly.
AUGCAGCAUGACUUAGAGGCAGGCUUAGAAUCUAUGGGUGAAGCUCUUGCAAAUACAGGAGGGGACACUGCGGCUGUUUCUGAAUUAAACUCAAACUUCACUGACCUCCAAUUAGACCUCGAAAUUACCAAUAUGAAACAAAAAGAAUUAAAAGAGAAUCAAGAUUUACUAUCUACCGAUCUCCAAUCCCUAUGGAAUCAAAUCGAAUUUCUUGUUGGAACAAAAUCUGAUCGUGAAGAGGUAGCAGAUGCUUUACGGGAUAAAGCUGGACUAGGUGCUUUAAAUGGUUUAGUUACCCAUCAACAAUUUGACGCUGUCCGAGGUGAUUUUGAAAAACGUAUUGGAGCUGCAUAUGACAAAUUUAAUAACCAAGAAAUUAUUUGGCAGAAAGCCAUAGAUGAUUUACUAAGAGAAUUGAACGAAAAAGCCGAUUGGGUCCAAGUAGCAUCUUUACGUGACGAUGUCAACGAUAAUCUUGAAAAAUUAAGAAAGAGAGUUGAUGAAAUGAUGAAAGUCGUGGGUGAGCCCCGAGCAGCAGCUAUAUCGAGAACAUUAUUUCAAAAUGCAGCAUGUCUCUCAUGUUCAUCCCCUGCACAUAUGCAAUUAGAGGAACCUAACAUACCAAUCUUGCCAGCUUUUUCGAAAGCUACCCGUCAACCUUCAAUCGGGACAGAUGAUGUGAAACCUAAAGAAGAUGGCGAUCAUGGAAUAUGUUACCCUGGCAAACCUAUCCCCCAUCCCCCAGAUCCCAGAUCGCAUUUCUGUCAACGGUAUUGUGGUGGAUCACAUACAAAAGUAUCUACAACUUUAAAAAAAGCUCCGACAGAAAUAAUAAUUACCCCACAGCGUCAAGUGACACAUGAGAUUGGUUCAGAUGGAAAAGUCUACCGUACCGAUGAACCACAGCAGAAAAGAGUACCUUGUCUACCUUGCAAUUCGCCAGAGAGAAAAAUUUUGCAGCCUCUUGAAAUCGAAACGGGGCAAUCUCGUCAUGAAUUUGGAUCUGAUUCUGACACAACUUCAUUGGAUUUUAUACCUCAAUUGAAGUCUUCGAUGGAACAAGCAAGUGAUAAUGGAUCUAUGAUACCACCACCCACUGUUGAUGAUAAAGGC